AAGCGUACUGCCGAACGGGUACUCACUGGAAUGCGGACUUAAUAGAAUGUUAAACAUGGAUGAAGAGGAAGCCCUCAAUCUAAUUAUGAAGGACCUGGCAGCACUGGGGAGAUGUGGAGGAUUACUGGACAGUAAUCGUAAUAAGAAUAACAAACAGGACGCCAGGAUCAAGUUUGAAUACAAUGGAGAAAAGAGGAUUAUAGAAUUCCGGAGGCCAGUAAAACUCAAGGAUGUGCUGCAGAAAGUUACAGAUGCCUUUGGGCAAACAAUGGACUUGCACUAUGCAAACAAUGAGCUGCUUCUUCCGCUCAAGUACCAAGAUGACUUGGACAAAGCCAUAGAACACAUGGACAUGAACCCAUCCCACAGAAGCUUGAAGAUAGUAGUUAAAGCACCAAGUAAAAAUAUACACCUACAACCAGUUGGGACAAAGCAACACCACGACAUGAGGAUAUCAAAGUCAAUGGGUGAUAUUCUGGGAUCACUGUAUAAGGAUGCUGGAAAGGGCAGAAAGUGUUCUACAGGAUCUCUACACACUGGACGGAGUUCUCCCCCUCCUGGAAGUGUUCCUGAUGAACAACAGCAAAUUGCACGUCAGAAAUCCAUUACCAGUAUCAACAGUGAGGGAGAAUUCAUUCCUGAGGUGUUGGAUUCCUUCAUUAGCCCAAGUGGCUCUCUCUCCAGUAGCUGUCAUUCACUGGACCAAUCACUGGACAGCCCAGCUUUCUCUACGCCAGUUCCGAGAAGAAAAGGUCAGCUGAAAGACAGCUUCGAAUGUUUAGAUUAUGAAGUUCCCUUGUAUGAGAGGUUUGGUAAAGGAGGCACUUUUCCCCGUCAGUAUCACUUUUCCCAAAGUCGGAAGGAAUACAGUGAUGGUCGCCGGACAUUUCCUAGAAGUUACGUACCCCCAGAAAAUGUCUUCCAGCUGGGUCCCAGCAGCAGAACCAGAAGCGUUAAUGCAGACAGCACUCUGCAGUUUGACGAGCCCAGAAAAACGAGGUGGAGCAGCUCAGAAAAAAACUUACAAUUUUUACAUUCUUCACCUGCCGACCACUGCAAGAAAUCCCCACUGGCCCCUGAGAACUGGAGGCUUGGUAAACUGCUUGGGAGAGGAGCAUUUGGGGAAGUCUUCCUUUGCUAUGAUGUGGACAAGGGCAGAGAACUUGCUGUCAAACAGGUGCCAUUUGACCCAGACAGUCAGGAGACAAGCAAGGAAGUGAACGCUCUAGAGUGUGAGAUCCAGCUGCUGAAGAUUCAUAGACAUGAAAGAAUAGUUCAAUAUUAUGGCUGCUUGCGGGACCCCACUGAGAGGAAGCUCUCCAUCUUUGUAGAGUACAUGCCAGGGGGAUCGAUCAAAGACCAGCUGAAAGCUUAUGGUGCACUCACAGAAAACGUCACCCGGCGGUACACGCGGCAGAUUCUGCAAGGAGUGUCAUACUUACACAGCAAUAUGAUUGUACAUCGAGACAUUAAAGGUGCCAAUAUUUUAAGAGACUCGGCUGGGAAUGUAAAACUUGGUGACUUUGGGGCCAGCAAACGCAUCCAAACCAUCUGUAUGUCUGGGACCGGAAUUAAAUCGGUGACAGGGACCCCGUACUGGAUGAGUCCAGAGGUGAUCAGCGGAGAAGGAUAUGGGAGGAAAGCAGAUGUGUGGAGUGUGGCAUGCACAGUUGUGGAAAUGCUGACAGAAAAACCACCAUGGGCAGAAUAUGAAGCAAUGGCUGCCAUUUUCAAAAUAGCUACCCAGCCAACGAAGCCCAGACUGCCGGACAAUGUUUCAGAUCCCUGUAGAGAUUUCAUGAAAAUAAUAUUUGUGGAAGAGAAAAGGAGGCCCACGGCCGAGGAACUUUUAAGGCAUCCGUUCGUUAGUCAUAGUAUUUAAUUCUCUUUUUCGGUCAGUGUAAACAAAUGAAGGAUUAUGAAAUGCACCAAAAUGGAAUCCACAAAGACGUGUGCCUUCCUGCUGCUUGUGUUCAUCAAGAGUCUUUAGACAUCCCUGGGAUAUAAUGGACACUGCUGGAAGAACACGGACCAUCUGCACACUGCCACUAGUCAUAAAAUGUAUCAAGCAAUACAGUACUGAGGGCGGCCAGAUGUCAGGGGCUG
This is a messenger RNA of Nanorana parkeri, 2106 nucleotides long. Its product is annotated as mitogen-activated protein kinase kinase kinase 3-like. Gene Ontology annotation, molecular function: protein kinase activity; ATP binding; protein binding. The transcript is spliced from 16 exons. Gene Ontology annotation, biological process: protein phosphorylation. Bases 47 to 1882 code for a protein of 611 amino acids. NCBI's taxonomy places the organism in Eukaryota, Metazoa, Chordata, Amphibia, Anura, Dicroglossidae. The record is from RefSeq and is a predicted model, not a curated record.